CGCUCAUCUAGUCAUCUAGACGCCUUCGUGGUGUUCUCGCAAGCUAUCCCGUCCCAGUCGCUAGGCUUCAUUGACACCAAGGCACCGGCCGUCAUCAUCGCCGUCGGAGAAAGAGAUCUUACUAUCCACCAGUCCCGCGGAUUACUCCACUCUGAGAGAAAGCAGGGGACGACGGGUGCAGUUGUCUGGAAAGUCACACCGUUGUUCGCCGAAUGGGUAACCUCACCAAACUUCCUCUUCCAAGCCGGCUAUCUGGGUCCCGACUCUGUUGCCAUCGAGCUUGGCGCUGGUGUCUCUGGCAUCGUAGCGGUGACGCUGGGCCCCAAGAUCAAGAAAUACAUCGCCACGGACCAGGACUACGUUAUUCGACUGUUGAAGCAGAACAUCACCGACAACUUGCCCCCAGGACCUGCUAAUGCCAGCAAGAAGCAGAAGAAUAAGCAGAUACGGCCGCCUGGCACGCCUCUGCAAGGGCCGUCAAACAUUGAGACGCUAGAAUUAGACUGGGAACUCGACUCCCUUUCCUCGCUACCCUCCCUCUUACAGGACAACAUGGGCACGGAAGACGCCCACGGGGUGGACCUGAUCAUUGCCUGCGACUGCAUCUAUAACGAUGCGCUCAUCGAACCGUUCAACACUACCUGCGCUCAGAUAUGUCGUCUCCGCUCAGAGAGCCAGGGUGGACGGCCUACUCUCUGUCUCAUCGCCCAGCAGCUCCGUUCUUCGGAGGUGUUUGAGUCUUGGCUAACGAGCUUCCAUCUCUUGUUCCACGUCUGGAAAGUUCCCGACAAACUUUUGUCGGAGCCAUUAAGAGAGAACUCUGGAUUCAUUGUUCACGCCGGCUACUUGCGGUGA
Messenger RNA from Trematosphaeria pertusa, 855 nucleotides. RefSeq lists its product as uncharacterized. The record is from RefSeq and is a predicted model, not a curated record. The annotation marks the transcript as partial. Lineage: Eukaryota; Fungi; Ascomycota; Dothideomycetes; Pleosporales; Trematosphaeriaceae. The transcript has 2 exons.